Messenger RNA from Bombina bombina (fire-bellied toad), 1283 nucleotides. RefSeq lists its product as uncharacterized. The transcript has 6 exons. The record is from RefSeq and is a predicted model, not a curated record. Bases 115 to 1014 code for a protein of 299 amino acids. Lineage: Eukaryota; Metazoa; Chordata; Amphibia; Anura; Bombinatoridae.
CUCCCAUGCCAUGCACACAUACACUUAAUCUUCCAUAUCAUUUAGUUUUUACACAUAUUAAUAACAGACAUAACUUGUAUCAAUAUAUACUACAAAAAUAUAUACAAUUGUAUAAUGUCCUAUACUAACAUCUAUAGGAAUGUGGACUUCCUCUCUUCCCAAGAAAGCCCGAAACACCUUAAAAAACCGAAGAGCCUUUCAGAGGACAGUGAUAUAUACCUUGAAGCAGAAGAGAGUUUAUAUGAACCAGUCCAAGGCAAUGAGAAGAUCAAGUGUAGACCAAGUUGGGGGAGUGAUCAGCCAACUCGAGUUCAAAGUGGCAUAUAUGUGCAAGAAGACAGUAUACAUGAGCGUAUGACAGGCAGUAAAAAGACAAAGGCUGGCAAGCACUGGUGGAGACGUCAACCAAUAGGAGGAAAAUACAGGAGGAGACAGAAAUUACUGCUUGCUGGUCUUGUGUUUAGCCUGAUAUUGAUCCUGUAUCUCAUCCUGCUUUGUUACGGCUUGAUUAAGUACUCUGCUUUAGUAUCUGUAAUACAGAACUUAAAAAAUGAACAAACUAAGGCAGAGACUCUAGGCUCCUUCCACAUAUAUAAUGAGGCUCAAAAUAAAUGUGCAGAGGUGUUGCAUUUAGAUUCAUCUCCUAGUGCUUUAGAGCUCACUGCCAACCCCUGCUUAUCAACUGCCCUUUCACAGUUCUUCCGCUGGCUCCCGGGCGGCAGACUUCUAAGUGUGGAGAUUGGUCUUUGUCUUGGAGCAAGAGUCAAGCCUAAGUCCCGACAUGCAGUAAUACUUCAGCCAUGUGAAUCUAAUAGAGCAUUGAGAUGGGUCUGCACAAAUGAGACACUUCUGGGUCCUCACAAUGAAAAGGUUUACUUCAACUAUGGGAACAACCCACAUGGACUUGUCAUGUUUUAUGCGGGUAAUGGUGUUUGGAGUCGAUGGAAAGCACGGGAUCUUGAAGGUGGUUUGAUGGAAGGUGGGGUCUGUGGUCAGAUAUGUGAAUAUCACUAGUAUACAACUAGCUAAUACAGAAGCUGCUUAAUUAUUCAAAAAAAUAUCAAUCAGGGAAGUAUUUAACAAGCACUGUACCUUAGAGAAAAAUCAGACAAAGAGACCUUACCAUCCAUAACAUUUUAGAUUCUUAGAAAAAUGAUUAAAAUAAUGAAAAUGUCUGUGUUUAACUUUUUGAUCAAUGGAAACUUGGAACUUAAAUGGAUGUAAAGCAGUCUGUUUCAUUCUUGUAAUAAAAAGCACUAAGCAGUGGAUUAUAAAACAAAUAA